Molecule: messenger RNA, 1407 nt
Organism: Porites lobata
Lineage: Eukaryota; Metazoa; Cnidaria; Anthozoa; Scleractinia; Poritidae
Source: the annotation of a GenBank genome assembly
AUGUCUUCGUCUUUGGAAGUAGUCCGCUCAGUCAAGCUGGGAAUUCUCGUCCCAACAAAUCUUAUAGGAAAUAUCCUGGUAGUUUUAGUGGUCAAGCGCACAACAAAUUCUUUACAGACUCCUAUGAACUACUUGCUUGUUAACCUGGCCUUCGCUGACAUCACAGUGGCCGUGUUUAUGGUCAUUGACCAACUGUUUUUUCACGUGGUACAUCACCCGGAAGGUGUUGCUGGAGAUAUCCUAUGCAAGCUCCUUACUGGAAAGAUCCUUACCUGGGUGGGCUCCGUGGCAUCGGUGUGCACACUUGUAGUGAUUGCUUUUGAAAGGUAAUCUGAAAGUAUUUAGCCUUUCGGCGGUUUUAUAGCGUAUGGGGGCUGGCUAUGUUCUCUCUAAAGUAGUCUCCCACGCAGCGCAGAGAAACGUUUACGUUGCGUGGCGACACAAACUGCGUCAAGAUUUGUUGAUAUUGCUUUACCGGCUCUGACCUUGAAACACGGAAAACAAAAUCCCGAUGUAAUCGUCCUUGGGCGUACUUUCCGAGCUGCUAACCCGGUCAAAAAAACGUGGGACACUUCCGAUUGAUUGGGUAUGCACUGUGCAGUUCCCUCGCCCCGUUGCAUUGUUUUAUGAAAAAGCAAAGUUUGGGAAAGUUUUUCAACGUUAUAAUGGAAGAGUCGGGGGGCGGGGGAAAUCAACCAAGUGUCCCAACGGUUUUGUCCAGGGUUGUUAACCGUUGCCCUAUUUUCAUGAAAACAAUAUUUUUGCAGGUUCUACGCCAUAGUGCUGCCUUACAAACACACAGCAAAGCUGACCAAGAGAAAGACUGUUGUAACUGUGGUAUUCUGCUGGAUAAUUGCCUUAACAUUCAAUUUGCCACUGCUCAUCGUUCGCAAGCUAAAUCUCAACAUCAAAGAGACUGGGUUCUUCUGUAGAAGCUAUUGGCCAAGCAAGCAGUUAGCAAUCGCCUACAACUUUCUUUGGUUGGUUUUUGUUGGUGUUGUUCCAGUCGGUCUUAUGGCUGUCUUGUACGGUCGGAUUGUGUUCAGCUUAUGGUUUCACCAAAAUAGCGUGACAAACGAAGCGCAGAAAGCGCGCUUAAAAUCCCGAAAACGCGUGACAAAAAUGCUGGUCACGCUGAGCGUUAUUUACGCCGUGUGUUGGUUUCCAAACUUGUUAAUCAACACCAUCGAUUAUUACAUAGAAAUUCCCGCCCUUCGUUCAAUCGGUUAUCUUGUUUCGGAAAUGCUAGUACUUCUCAAUUCAAGCAUUAACCCAUUUGUGUAUGCUUUGCAAAGCAAGCAAUUCCGGGAGGCCAUUAAGACCAUUGUUUGUUGUCGCGAAGGGGGUAGGGUCAUGCCGCUUGUAGCCGCUACAAGAAAUGUGACCACACUUGUUCGGGCCCUGUAA